UGUCGCUGAGUGCUAAAUCUACCGCUGGAGACUCGGCCUUUGAGGUCCUGUCUCCAGUCCGGUCCUUUCGCUCAGAACUUUCACAUCCAUAUCUCGAACGACGAAUCACCCGAUCCUGCGAUCACUGAAGAAGUGCUCGUACCACAAUAUCGCUGCCGACGCCUGCGAUACAUCGGCAAUUGACAUCCGUUUGCACCCCAGACGGACCGACGAAGUCUCGACCUGAUCUAUCGGAAGACAGGUCUCCAUUCAUAUUACACACCACAGCUCGUUGCCCGAGGGCGACUCGCGCGAAGGAUAUACCGGACUGAAGAAGUGCUCUUUGCACCUCUCUACGCCCGUUAUACGACCCGGUCCUAUUCGACAAAACUUUUCACAACAACAAAUUCGAUCCAAUGGCGAGCCACGUUUCCGGCUCGAACCCUCGCGGUAGCAUGCAGGUCCUACAGGAGCCGAAGAUCUCAAAACAGGGUGUCCCGAAAUCCGGACACACUAAGAACAAGAAGCCUUUGAAGAGCAGCAUCAAAAAGAUGGCCAAUGGCACACGUACAGGAGAUGCAAUUUCAGAUGACAGCGACGGCGACGACGAAGGAGAUCUCAGCGGCAGCGACGAAGAAGACGAAGAAGACGGCGAUGAUGCGGAUGUCUUUGCCCUGUCAGGUGGACCACGCAUUGGAAGCAAUGCCAAUGGACGUCUGGCAGGGCCAAUGUCGGAUGAUGUCGAUAUGUUUGACGACGAUCAGGCUGUCGCCGGCGCUGAGCGUGCGUCUGCGAAUGACAGCGAUGAAGAGGAUUACGGAGCCGUGGACGACAUGAGCGAUAGUGACGAUUCCGAGCCCGACGUGGACGAGAACACUGUCUUGAGAAAGGCAGAGCGUGAUCUAAUUGAAGAGUUCGAGAGCACAGAGAAGCCACGUGCGGCGAGAGCCAUGGCAAGUGAGAUGAACGGCAUGAACAUUGAGGAGGACUCCGGUCUCUCCAGGAGAACAUCCAUGCAGAGUGAAACCAGCAUGGAUGGAGAAUUGGACUUUGGUCUGGACUUUUCGCAGGAUCCAUUCGGAGGUCUGAACUCUCACGACUCGCUGUAUCAAGAGCUCAUCGAGGAUGCCGAAGGGCAAUUCGAUAGCGACCUUGCUUCAUGGCGCAUUCCCGAUGUCCACCCCGACUCGUUGCUUAUGCAUAGUAGGAGUCGGGAGUCCAGUAUCAUCUCGACCCACACCGCAAAGAAGGUUCGCUUCGAGGAGACCACAUCUGCUCGAUCUCGCACAUCAAGCCUGAGCAGCGAAGAUAUUGACCCACGGGAGGCAUAUCCAGAUCUGCUCGACAGCGCUGACACUCCCAUCGGAAGAUCGAACAUGGUCAUGUUGAACAUGGAUGGCGAUGUUGAGAUGGACCAGAUGGAGACCGAGUCUUUGUACGACUUUGACUUUGAGGAUGAGUACGAGAAGGCUGCUUUCGAGAUCGACCGACAGAGCGACUCGGAGGAGUCUUCCAGUGAUGAUUAUGGAGACACCACCGAUGAGGACACUCCCGACGAUCAAGCUGCUCGAUUGAUUGCCAUCCAGAAAGCCAGCGGCCGCGUCCCCAGGACCGACCAAGCACCUUCCACGCCCACACCUCGAAAAGGAUCCGCCACGAAAUCGACUCGCCGCCCCGCCUCUGGUCGGUUCGCCUCCUCCGCUACUAGAUCCGACAAACGUCCCAAAUCUGGCACGUUUGUUCACGACCCUUCCGUCGCCUCGGUCUCUGCCACCACUAAGGGUUCCGGCGUUAAGCUCGUCUGUCCCACUCGGCCACCAGAAGCUGAACGCGCCUACUGGGACCGCGCUCGUCGAGCAAUGGGGUCUCGUGACGGUUCUCCUGGGGCUUCAGUCUCGUGGACUCGAACAACCCCUCGUACAGCAUCUAUUCCUCAAAAACCCUUCACCGCCAAGUCCACCCUUGGUACAAUGUUCGACGGCAACCUCGACUUCCUUCGAAGCAACGACCAGUCCGGCAUUGCCGAAGAUCUGCUCAAGCCCUCCAUCGACCGUGCGGUCCGCGGCACAUACGCUUCUGCUCCACCCUCCGACACGGAGGUCACUGACAACGAUUCCUCCUCCCUCAACCUUGAUGACUUCGUCCAGUUAGACGACUCUUCCGACCCGCCCUCCGAUACCGAAGUCGACGUUGACGAUACUGAACUCGACGAAACAGACGCCGACACGGAAUCACACACCCUCUCCCGCCCGUCCACCGCAAACCUCCUUUCCCCUCAAAGCUCUUUCUCGACCUCCACCGGUGGCAACGCGAAUUUUGACUCUGGACUCUUGCUCGACCACUUCGACCAACAGCGCGGUCUCGUAUCCUCCUUCCGCAACAACCAACACCACGCGCGUGUGGUCUCAAGUCUAGCCGCGAAUCCUACGAAGAGAGCCAUGACGAGUCAGGCGAAUGCGCUGCAGAAAGGCAGAAAGAACGCGGCUAUGGCGCCUAUGACGCCGGCUCGGAAAAAGAGAGCGAGUGCGGACCUGGGUGCUGUGCUUGCUGCUGGCGUGAGGAAAGGCGCGAUGGCAAGUCCAUUGGCGAGGAAGGGAAGUCUGAAGGGUAUGGGUGGGGGAAGGAGUCGGGGAAAUAGUUUGAGUCAGACUCUGGCGCUGGAGCGGUUCGUGGUACCGGAUCCCUAUGCCGAUCGCACAACGAGUCGUGGACUUCUGAAACGAGUAUGGAAUGUCGCAGAGCUCUUCCGUGCGGAAGAUGUAAGAGGGUCCGACCGAGCGAAUGAGGUGCGAAGAGGAGCGAGCGGUCAGCUGUGUCUCUUGCAGCUCGAAACCUCCCGGAACGGACUGUCGGGAACAAGAAGAUCAGGUCCUGGUUUGCGGUUCCUUGAUUGCGAGGCCGGAAUUGCGAGGCCGGAAUCGCAAGGUGUUGAUUGCCAGAUUGGAAUUGCGAGGCUUGCACUGCGAAAUACAGGUGGCGAUGUGAAGUGUUGCAAUCGGGCUGCGACAGACGGCGACUGGCGCUGGUUUGAAAUUGUGACAAUGUCGUUGCUGGCCAAUGUAGCGCAAGAGCACGGUCGACGGAUUCACUGCAUCCGUUUCCGGAGCUGAUCGGCUCGCGAAGGAUGCACGAUCUCAUCCACGGCCUUGGACCUUCUCGCCGGAGAGCGCGCAUAAAGGACACCAUGAACGAUUUCCUGGAGCUGCGACGCUCACUGCCAGCCGGAUCAAGGCAUCUGCUUCUGUGCCUGGGAUCUCGGGGUGUUUCCUCCUCCAAACGAGUCUUCAACUGUGACUUUCCGACUUUUUAUCUCUUCGACGGUUUCCCGUAUUGUUCGCGCGCUUCGGUACUGCUCAC
Molecule: messenger RNA, 3336 nt
Organism: Zymoseptoria tritici IPO323
Lineage: Eukaryota; Fungi; Ascomycota; Dothideomycetes; Mycosphaerellales; Mycosphaerellaceae
Exons: 4
Coding region: 396-3089 (897 amino acids)
Source: RefSeq, a predicted model, not a curated record